This is a messenger RNA of Homarus americanus (American lobster), 6127 nucleotides long. Its product is annotated as acidic mammalian chitinase-like. NCBI's taxonomy places the organism in Eukaryota, Metazoa, Arthropoda, Malacostraca, Decapoda, Nephropidae. The coding region runs from base 500 to 1657 and encodes 385 amino acids. Gene Ontology annotation, molecular function: chitinase activity; chitin binding. The record is from RefSeq and is a predicted model, not a curated record. The transcript has 8 exons. Gene Ontology annotation, biological process: chitin catabolic process; carbohydrate metabolic process. Gene Ontology annotation, cellular component: extracellular region.
UGUAUUUUAAAUGGUUACACACACACACACGCUUGUGUAUAUUGUGUGCAUUUUUUUAUUAUACAUAAUCAGCAAUGAAAAUGAACUAUUACAAUUUUAACAGCAUGGUACAUUAAGGUUUGGUGCAAAUAACGCACGCGAUAUUGUACCGUUGGGUGCACAUACCCUCGGCCUUAUUAUAAUCAUAUUUACAUUACAUUAAAAUGGAAAAUAUAUUUAAGAACUGAGAAAUAACAGAAAUAUAGCCUUAUUGUCCACGCCACGAGGUCAAUGUGCAAUAGUAAGUGUUCGGUUGUGGUGUGAAGACCUAGGCGCUUAGUGAAGGUGAUUUAAAAACAAUAAAAAAACACUGGAAGUAAAGGAAGGGUAAAUAAGAGAAACAACGCUCAAAUAGAAUGUCUUGGAAUAUAAAUUUUAGGAAGAGGCUUCAUGAUUCUUGGCGGCGGCAUGAAGCCUGAGUCGCGGCCAGUGUUGACGACGCCCAUCACACCAUGAUUUGAUGAGGGCCUGCGAGAAGUUUGAGAAAAUGCAUCAAGUUGGCUACUAUGCCAUCCCCAGGGAGAGCUGCGGGGACCCUACUAUUCAAGCCCUUACAGUUGACAACAUCGACCCAUUUCUCUGUACACAUAUUAAUGUCGCCUUUGCUAGGGUAGUAAAUGAUGAUAUUGUACCCACCGAUGAGUCAGAUCUUAUGGUGUACAGGGAAGUGAUUGCUCUGAAGAAAAAGAACCCCAGAUUGAAGGUGUUGCUGUCUCUUGGGGGAGCCACGGAUGAACCAGGUUUCUCAGAUCUUGUACGAGAUCCCGCUGCUGUGGCUCAGUUCUGUACCAAGGCUCGCAAGCUUCUCACAAGCUAUGGGUUUGAUGGCCUGGACCUAGACUGGGAGUUCCCUGCUUGGCCUGUAUUUAGACAUGAUUGCCGUGAGAAGAGGUGGUUCACACAGCUUGUUCAGCAACUUCAUAAUGAGUUUAAAUUGGCUUCUUCAACUCCCCUCCUGCUGACCAUUGCUGUAGCAGGUCCGAAGUCCAUCAUUGAUCAUUCCUAUGAGGUUAAUCAACUAGCAAAAUAUGUGGAUUUUGUCUCCCUUAUGAGUUAUGACUUCCACAUGUUUUGGCCAUACUUGCCUUUCACUGGUCAUAAUGCUCCAUUAGCAAAACGAAAAAGUGAGAAGUUUUGUUUUGCCACACUGAACACAGAGUGGUCAGCUAACUAUUGGGUAAAGAAAGGAAUGCCUAAAGAGAAGUUAGUCAUUGGGGUGCCGACAUAUGGACGUUCCUGGAAGUUGCUCAAUGGUGCAUGGUACGGUGUUGCGUCGCCAGCCACAGGAAGUGGAAUUAUGGGUGGUGCCUUGUCCUACACGAAUGUAUUUUUUUUCAUUCAGGAAGGAGCAAGACGGUACUUUGAUGAAAGCAGUAAAGUACCAUAUGCUGUGCGUGACAAAGACUGGAUAUCUUAUGAUGACCCUGAGAGUGUCAAACUAAAGGCAGAAUGGAUCAAGAAAAUGGACUUUGCUGGAGUCAUGACCUGGAACCUCAACUGUGAUGACUGGGCUGGAGUUUGCUCAGGACACAAGUUUGAACUGCAUAACAUCAUCAAAAAUGUGUUAUUUGGGAACGAGUCAACUGAAGACAAAAGUUUUGUGUCUGUUCAACUCUAGAAGUAAACUGUGAUAUUAUUUUUAGUUCAAGUAGUAUACAUUAUAGGGUUUUUAUAUAUUUUUUAUUCUUUGGUGCCUUAUUGCUAUUUACAGUCAGUCAGUAAUAGCCCAAUACUGUAGAUGUAGAGAAUAAGCAAAAGUGACUUAGAAGUAAUUGAUGUUCAAUCAUAAAUGCAGCUGAGCCUUUUGUACUAUACUUUACAGGAAACCUUCUGUACAGGUGGACAUAUUGCACACCACUUUUUACAAUAAAUACAGUGUGUAAAUAAUAAGCCUGGCUGCAAUCUUGGGUGGGUAAUGUAAAUUUCAAUGAGAAACAUUUGCAUGAUAAAGAGAGAUUCCUGAGGAUGGUGUAGAGCAGGGGUCACCAAACUACGGCCCGCGGGCCGGAUCCGGCCCGCGACGUCAGUGAAACGUCAGUUUCACAAAUCUCACUAACCUUUUUUGCUGCUUAGUUUGUGAGAUUCGGAUAUGUGCACACUAGGUCUGAUGUGACUAUCUUUUUGCUAACGUCGCCUUCUUUGAUAACUUUUUAGUAAAUAAAUAUGUUGGUUGUCUUUGUUUUUGUGCAUUGCACGCCACUCACCCAUGAUUAACAUGGAAUGCUAAACUUAGUUUUUCGUCUUUUUUCCCAGAGCUUUCGUUCUGGCUUGCAAGUAUUGAACAGAAUGAUUAGGCGGCCCGCGCUCGUCAUUCUUUCAGUUAUCCGGCCCACUGUGAAAAAAGUUUGGUGACCCCUGGUGUAGAGGAAGACAGGAUAGAUACUGGCACAGGUACAGAUACAUUCUGGAACCAAUACUUGCCAACAGUGCAUAACAGAGACAUGACCAACUGUCCAAGUGGCAAAGAGGAUUGAGUAAAGUAAAGGUAUUGAGGUAUAACUACUGUAGUACCUACACCUAACCUAUUUUAUUAAUACUUAUCAUACAUAGACAUUUAUUAGUUGCGUAUUAAGUAACAUUUAAGAUUUAUCCUCCUUGUUUUAUUGUGUAGCAUGAACUUAUGACUUGACAUCAGGAGUAAGCAACUCUUCAUGGCCAGAGAGUCUUGGGACUUCAAGUAGAUUCAUCUCUCAUUUCAACCUGCACUUCUAUUUACCAAAUAGCUUUGGUAAUAUGUUUUCUUGGUGUAGAUGUUUUUUUCAUUUAGAACCAGUUACCCUUUUCUCUUCAUGUUCUGAUUACUUUUUUCUUUUUUUGUAAUGAAUUUGUGGGUGUUCAGCAAAUUCCCAUUUAUCCCAUAUAUUUUUUUAAUCCACUCAUACUGUACUUAUGUUCUCAAUCUCAUAUAUUUUUGUAGAUCAAAGAAUGACACAAACAAAUUCUUUACCUUCUAAAACAGCUUGUAACUUAAUUUAAUACAAGAGCAUAAAUUUAAAAGAAAAUGUAAUAUCCAAUAUUGAAGCUCUUGUGGGCAAACUUCUUUGGGACAAUCAAACCAGUCAAUUUAUACUGCUAGAUCAAAGCAGAAGAUAUAAAGUGCAAACACGUAAAUCUGUUUUGUAGACACGGACACUGUCUGUUGCUUAACCAUUCUCCUUCAUUUAGCUGUUCCUCCUUGUUAUUCUAAAUUUAGUUUUUUUUUUCUUUCUUUCAUAUUGUCUCUCAUUCCAGACAUCUUAUUGAACUAUUAUUUCAAAUGAUUCCAUUCUUAUUACAGUAUUAUGAUUAUGUAAUCCUACAUUCCAGAUACAAUGAUUUAAUAAGGUAGUUCAUUGUUUAUGUAAAAUCAACUAGCAUUCUGAAGGGUAAGUGAGAAGUCUAAGCUAGUCAGUUGUAUGUAAGAGCCUGUCACAGUGUGUAGUGAUGAGGAAGAAGCCUCUACAUAUAUUGGUAACUUGAUUGAUGCCCCCACUUCGUACUCACACCCUAAUUGGUUUUAUCAGUAUGCUAUGUUAAAUUGUAUAUAAUAAUAAUUCUGUUCCAAACUCAAGUACAGUAUUUAAGUCUUUUAAGAUAAUAUUUAUUUUGCCUUCUCCAUGAGCCAGGGGCAUAGUGUUACCCCUCUCCAUAACUUUAUCUGAUUUGUCCAAUACUGGGGACUGUACUGUACUCAUUUUGUUAUAUUUAAUCCUCCUAUACAGUACUGUAGUUAUCCAUGAAAAAUCAUGGAACUUGAUACAAACAUUUUUGAAAACCACUAGAUGUGCUCAUUGUAAUAUGGAUUAUGCGUAAUGAAUUUAUUUUUUUUCAACUUUUACCAUCUUUGGCUAGUAGGGGAAUACAGUGAUAUCUCCGUUAGCCAGAACAAUUGGUGCAGAGCACAUCCGGGAAUGAGAUAUAUCUGGGUAAAGAGACAACUCUCUCAAAGCCGGAAAAAAUCCCUCAUCCCCGGAAUUUUCCGGGUAACGGAAAAAUUUCUCAGAAGUUCCAGAAAUUGCCCAUUACAGUGCAUCAUCUCUCGAACCCGGAAAAAUAUUCCCUAUCCCUGGAAUUUUCGGGUAUUCGGAAAAUUUUCUCGUAAUUUUCCGCCAAAUUCCUCUUUGGGAACGAUUUUCCGAGAAAAUUCCAUUUCCGGCUACCGGAGAGUUCUGGGUUUGAGGGAUUCCGGUUAAUGGAGUUAAUACUGUAUUAAGCUCUCUGAGGUGAAUAAAAUUGUCUUGCAAUAGCCAGAUCAAAUAUUAAAAGUAGCUUCCCUAUAGCAUAGAAGUUAAUAGUUAGUUAGAAUAAUGUCUUAUAAUUUGUAUUUAGUUAAUGGAGUGUGGCUCAUUGUGCAUUAGUUUGGCAGGUUUGACCUGAACAAUCUAUAAUUCUUAAAUAUGUUCAAUCACACGUUUGGAACUACAGUAUUGUUAAGAUUUUUUUUCUGUAGCUCAUAUGUUUUGUUUAUUACCUACAGAAUAUGCAAAAUGAAGAUUAAUUUUGUGAAAGCAAUAUCAAAGAGUUUAGUUAUACACUAAUGUUAUCGAUACAAUAUUCUGUAUUGUAAUGCAGUUGAUAUAUCUAACACUCAGAAUUCUCUAUAGGCUAUAGUCAUUUUUAUAAUUAUGCUUGUUAGUGUUAAUGUAUCUCUCAUAGAAGUAGCAUUAUUAUUAUGACCUGCUAAAACUGUAGUGCUUUAUGGACUUUCCUUUAAAUAACCCAAAAUCAUAUGAAGGAAUAAAAGGGGAGGAAGCUUAAAAAAAUUUCAUGACAGCAAAUUUGUUGUGAGUGAUGAAAACCCACAAAGCAGAUCUGCAUCAAAAGAAAAAAGGCAGAUUGAAUAACAAAAUAACAGAAGUGACCAAGAACUGCAGAGUGACCUAUUGAUCUAGGCCAUGACAUUCAGUAAGUUAUACCUGUCAAAGUGACCUGUUGAUCUAGGGCUCUAGGCCAUGACAUUCAGGUAAGUUGGUUAGAAUUAAGUUGUUGCUGUGAUUAUUAACAUGGUGCUGUAUCUACAAACUUCAACUCGCUGUUCAUUUAUUGUUGUGAUUUUGGGUUGUGCUCUGGGAUUUUUUCCCACUCACAGCAUGGUGUGUUUGCUCUUAGACUUAAGAUAAAUUAUUGGCCAGAAUCCUUCGGUGUUUUCCAAAACAAGUAAAGGAAGAAGGAAAUUUCUUACUUUGAUGAUAAUGUGAGAAUGCCAUAUUGUUUCCUGCUGUGUUUUAUCUUUAAGGACCUCUCGUACCAAGAGGGGUCACAACUCCUUUAGACAGGUAAGAGCUGAUUUAAUAGAAGUUUAUAAGCACCUCAAAGGACAAUAUUCAGUCAUGUGUUCAUGUCUGGAAUGGAUGGAUACCUACCCCACUAUAGGUCACAGCUUUAAGGCAAGAAAAAAGCCACAAGUAUAGAAAACUGUCAGAGCAGACUUCCUCUGAGUAAGAGUUGUGAACUGGAGGAAUAAUCUUCUAGAGAGUGUUGUGAUGUCACCUGGUGUAAGCUCAUAUAAGGCCAGACCUGACCAACACUGGACAGCACUGGUGACAAGCUUGAUGCAGUGCCUUUUGUAGAAUGAGUUAGGAUAGAUUAAGGUUUAUAAAAUGGUGACUGGUAACAAUACUCAGGGGAAAACAAUCAAUGAAAGUAAGGGACUGUAACAUGUGUCAAGUUUUAGUUUUACUUGUGAUAAAUUCUUUAUACAUAUAAAUUCUUCAUACAUAUUCCUACAGUUUUUACCCUAAAAUAUGUUUGACCAUUUGUAAACAUUAACCAUUGUAUCAUCCAGGUGAUGAUAGAUUUAUGAGAGAUAAACAGAUGUAAGUCACAUUGCAAGUUGAAUAUUAUAUUUGUAUAAAUAGUUCAAAUAAAGUACUGUAGUAUACAAUUAUUAAAAUAAAAAAAUGUGCUUUGAAGCAAUUCAGUGUCUGUCAUUGGGUUGAUAUUAUUGGUGGUGUAAACUUUUUGCUCAUUUUGUAAUAGUCGGUGUAUUUUAUAUUGAAAUUGUUAUAAUAAAGGAAAGGUUUGGAUGUUUGAUGAUGCAGUUUAACUUUUUUCUUCCCACUGUAAUACAGUUCCUGCAAUAAAUUUUGUAUUCCCACACUGCACAAUA